Molecule: messenger RNA, 1975 nt
Organism: Coregonus clupeaformis (lake whitefish)
Lineage: Eukaryota; Metazoa; Chordata; Actinopteri; Salmoniformes; Salmonidae
Gene: rnf11a
Product: ring finger protein 11a
Exons: 3
Coding region: 423-863 (146 amino acids)
Source: RefSeq, a predicted model, not a curated record
CGUCACUUCUGUGUAUACAGUUUGUAAACAUAGCCAAAACAAAGAUGGAUUCAUCAAAAGGUUUAAUCUAAAAAUAAGCCAGAUCGAAUAACCAAAUAGCACAAAUUGUAAUCGGUGUCAUGCACAGUUCGCUGACUUUGGUAUAGGUAUAAUUAGGUACAGUAUUUACAUGUCGUUGUUUGGAGCGAUAUUUACUUUUAUUUCCAAGUUGCACGGCGAUUAUUAUUGUUUUUCUGCAUCGACGUUGGAGGGCUUCUGCUCGUUCCUGCUAGCUAGCUACCCAGCUGGCUAGCUAAGCUAAGCUUACUGAUAAAGAACAACUUAUCUAGCAAGACACGUCAAAAAAAAUACGUGCUUAUCUUGCUGUCCUCUUAGCUAGCUGUCCUGGUCGUAGUGGGUGUUGUGUGUGCUGGUCCAGUUCAAUGGGGAACUGUUUGUUUUCGCAAGGCGCCGACGACUUGUCUCUCCUCAACGAGUCCGAGGGAGCCAGUGUUCCAGGGGAGCCUCCACCGCCUUACCAGGAGCGUGUCCAGGCGCCAGUAUACCACCCCACCCCCAGUCAGACGCGCCUGGCCAGCCAGCUGACAGAGGAGGAGCAGGUCCGUAUCGCCCAGCGGAUCGGCCUCAUCCACCACCUCCCCAGAGGCAUCUUCGACCCCGGCUCUGAGCCCUCUGACAAGAAAGUCAAAGAGUGUGCGAUCUGCAUGAAUGACUUUGAGUACGGCGAUCCCAUCCGGUUCCUUCCCUGCCUGCACAUCUACCAUGUGGACUGCAUCGACGCCUGGCUGAUGAGGUCCUUUACCUGUCCUUCCUGUAUGGAGCCUGUGGACGCAGCCCUGCUCUCCUCCUAUGAGACCAACUGAACUGAGCUGAGCAGUCUCUGGCUGGGUCCUGUUCAUUAGGCCAAACGGAAGAAAACAGAUUAAAACAGGGAGGGACUUGUCCAAUACGAAACGCUCGUUCAAAUGUUUUCAGUUGCAAAACUAUUCCCUAUUUAAUGUACUACUUUUCACCAGAGCCUUAUAGGCCCUGAUCCAAAGUAGUGCACUAUAUAGGGAAUAGGGUGCCAUUUUGUACAGAAUCCUAGCGACUUCCCCUCUAAUAGAGGUGCCAAACGCCCUUAUGACACAUCACCCCUUUAACCCGGAUGUUCUGUUCUAGUCACACAGACAGCUGCCCUGGGAGGAGAGGUGGGUUGUGUCAAAAUAUGUAGGGUGUGCUAUGAUGUGCCACACUGAGAGUGUUGAAAAUGGGGCUUUUGUAAUUAGGAACGUCUCUCUUUCGCCUUUUCAGACUUGUUGCCAAAUACAUGUAAAGGAUAUAGAUGGAGAACUUUAGAAGUCAUGAUGAGAGACAUUAUUGACAACUGAUUUCACUUUUGGAUGAUCUGAGGGUGGUAGACUAGAGAUUGGCCCAUUAGUUUAGUUUAUGUAACCUGGUCUUGGAUCUGUUAGUGCUGUCUUCUUAACAACAGCACAACAAUUGGCAAGACAGCACAAACAGAUCUGGGACCAGGCUAUAGCCUAGUUUAUGUGGUUGGUUCAUCCCCCUCCAGACCAAAAUGUGCAAUAUGAUAUGAGGAAGUGCAAGAAUUGCUCUGUUCUGAUUGGUCAAAAGAAGGUGACCCCGACCUUAACACUGCUGUCUCGGCCAAUUCGCUUUAAGACUGGUAUGGCCUUGAAUGUCUCUCAAAAAGCACAGUGCUCUUUACUAGAAUGCCAUUUUUUUCUAAUCAAAGGGCAAUCAUAGAGAGAGAAAAAAGUUCACAAAGUAAUGAGAAUAAACUAUGAGGUCUCCAUCCCAUGCCUGUCUAGUAGGCUACUUCAUGACUUACUACUGGCCUCAUACCUUCAUUGGAGAUGUUACUACUGGCCUCAUACCUUCAUUGGAGAUGUUGGAUUUGUAUGUACAGUGGGGAGAACAAGUAUUUGAUACACUGCCGAUUUUGCAGGUUUUCCUACUUACAAAGCAUGUA